Messenger RNA from Pteropus alecto (black flying fox), 2304 nucleotides. RefSeq names its product DAP3 binding cell death enhancer 1 (gene DELE1). Gene Ontology annotation, molecular function: protein binding. The transcript is spliced from 13 exons. The coding region runs from base 139 to 1701 and encodes 520 amino acids. Lineage: Eukaryota; Metazoa; Chordata; Mammalia; Chiroptera; Pteropodidae. The record is from RefSeq and is a predicted model, not a curated record.
GGCUCCUUUCUAAUUGGCUGCCUGAGAGCUUCCUUGGGGUUCAGGCACCCGGAGGGCGCCACAGCGGCCGUUCUAGCUGUCGUCUCAUGCUUUGGCCUCGCUCUUUCGGCUGCGAGCCUCUAUGGCACUGGCGACGACAUGUGGCGCCUCCCGGGACUCCUGGGCCGAGCUCUUCCCCGUCUGCUAGGACCUGGUUUCCGGGGAGUGACCUCCAAAACCACCAGCCUAGAUGGGCCUCAGGCUGCCUCCUCUACUCCGCUGGUCCAAGUGCCAAGCUUUGACAGGUCAGGCCCCCAUGGUCCAGGCACAAGCAGGGGCCCAAGAUCCCAUGGAUGGAAGGAUGCCUUUCAGUGGAUGUCUGGCCGUGUCUCCCCAAAUACCUUGUGGGAUGCCAUAUCGUGGGGCACUCUGGCUGUGCUGGCCCUGCAGCUGGCAAGGCAGAUCCACUUCCAGGCAUCCCUGCCAGCAGGACCUCGGCGAGCGAAGCGCGGCUCUUGGCGCAGUCCCCUGGACUGUUUCCUGUCAUCUCCCUUGUGGCGUCCGAGGCCCUUGCUGCGGAGCUACAUUUUCCCCAGUCAUGACAGCCCAACUCCCAGGCUCACUGGUCUCAGGGACCCCAGGCUGAGCCAGGAAGAACCGUGCACUCAACCCAAGAGCCACUCCUCACACAGCUCCUUGAGAGUAGCUGGUCUUCAGGAUCUUUCUGAAGAAGCCAUUUCCCUUGCAGAUCUGAGUGAUAGCAGCUUCUUGCAUGCCAGCAGUAGCUUCACCUCCAAGGCAAAACCAGUCCAGCCUCAGCCCGCUAGUGAAAAGCAGGAACAAGAUAAAUCAAAAACGCUUUCCCUUGAAGAGGCUGUGACUUCCAUUCAGCAGCUGCUCCAGCUCAGUGUCUCCAUCGCUUUCAACUUCCUAGGGACAGAGAACAUGAGGAAUGGGGACUACGCGGCAGCCUUUUCCUACUUCCAGAAAGCAGCAGAGCACGGCUACAGCAAAGCACAGUACAAUGUGGGCUUGUGUCAUGAACAUGGCAGAGGCACCCCCAGGGACCUCGUCAAGGCAGCCCUUUGUUACCAGUUGGCUGCCAGCCAGGGCCACAGCCUGGCUCAGUACCGCUAUGCCAGGUACUUGCUGCAAGACCCAGCCUCCUCUUGGGACUCUGAGCGGCAGAGGGCAGUGUCCAUGCUGAAUCAGGCUGCAGACUCAGGCCUGAGAGAGGCCCAAGCUUUCCUCGGGGUGCUUUUCACCAAGGAGCCGUACCUGGAUGAGCGGAGAGCUGUGAAGUAUCUUUGGCUUGCAGCCAACAAUGGGGACUCUCAGAGCAGGUACCACCUGGGGAUUUGCUAUGAGAAGGGUCUCGGUGUGCAGAGGAGUCUCGGAGAGGCUGUCAGAUGUUACCAGCAGUCAGCGGCUCUGGGGAAUGAGCCCGCCCGGGAGAGGCUGCAGACCCUCUUUUCCACGGAGGCAGCAGCCCCGGGGCCCAGCGACCGGACAGUUACAGGAUUGAAAUCCUUCUCCAGCCCCUCCCUGUGCAGCCUGAACACCCUGUUGGCAGGAGCCUCAAGCCUCCCACAUGCCUCGAGCACAGGGAGCCUUGGCCUCUGUAGAAGUGGGAGGAGUCUUGGAGCCAGCCCCGGAGCCCCAAGCAGGACUGCCCCUCCACACCUCUUGGAAAGGAAUCUCGUCAGACUGGGUUUUGGCUAAGACCUCACUUCAGCUGUAAAGGUGGAGCCUGUGGGCUCAGAGAUUCCACAACUUAAGUCCCAAAGAAGAGGCCAGUUAUCCACCCACCUUCCCAAAGAACCUUAAGUACCUGCCCCAGCACUUAAAAGAAGAAGGAAGUGUGUGAAGACCUAGGUUCUGGCCAUGUCGCCCUCCUGGCCAUGUCACCUUGAAGCAGUGAGUAACCUGUCUCGCUGCAUCAUUUCCUCAAUUGUCAACCAAGGGCAGUGGUGUUUGCCUUCCUACCCUGCAGGGCUGCUGUGGGGCAUUUCAUUGCGGAAAGGACCUUGAUGCUCGCAUAGACCUGAGGAGACAGUGAAUGCCCGUGGUUACAUGGCUUUUUGAGUCACCAGGCCAGGAGAGGACCCAGGCCUCCUGACUCCUGGCCCAAGGCUCUUUUGCAUCGUUCACACCGUAUUUUUGUGCGAAAGUGUUUUUAUCAUCCUGCUGCUGUGAGGGAGUGAAUGCAGAUCGAGCACCUGGACUCUUGGAGCCGGAGAGUGUAGAUUUUGAGAUCUUCAUUUGUGAAGAGUGUGUCAGAGAUGGAUAGGAGCUUAAUAAAACAGAUAUGGGAUUAUCUCAUCA